Messenger RNA from Carica papaya (papaya), 1319 nucleotides. RefSeq names its product acetylserotonin O-methyltransferase-like. Gene Ontology annotation, molecular function: protein dimerization activity; O-methyltransferase activity. NCBI's taxonomy places the organism in Eukaryota, Viridiplantae, Streptophyta, Magnoliopsida, Brassicales, Caricaceae. The record is from RefSeq and is a predicted model, not a curated record.
UCACCUGAUUUGUUUCACACAUCCAAUUACUUAAAACAUAUUCAUAAUAUAUCCUGAUCUCGAAGGAUGGAGGAAUGCAGAAAGCUAGAAGCUGAAGAAGAAGCUCAAGCAGGAGUUGAUAUAUGGAAAUAUGCGUUCGGGUUUGUCGACAUGGCAGUCGUGAAAUGUGCCAUCGAGCUUGGAAUACCCGACACGCUAGUUAACCAGGACAAACCCAUGACCCUUUCAGAGAUCUCCGCCGCCCUCCGGUGCUCACCACCCCAACUCUACCGCAUCAUGAGGUACUUGGUGCAUCGAAAGAUAGUCAAAGAAGUAGCAUCCACCGCCACUGAUGGCUCAAUAGGCUACAUAUCAACCCCUCUUUCCCGUCGAAUGACCAGUCAUGGAGAUGGCACCUUGGCUCCCCUCAUCCUGCUUGAAAGCAGCCCGGUGAUGCUCGCACCGUGGCUGAAUCUAAGCGCACGUGUUUUGCUGGAAGGAGAGAAUACGCGUUCCCCUUUUGAGAGAGCGAAUGAUGAGGAGAUAUGGCAGUAUGCUGCGAAGAAUCCAGGACAUAGUGAGCUGAUAAAUGAGGCUAUGGCGUGUGAUGCGAGGUUGGUGGUUCCGGCGAUCGUGAAGGGAUGUCCAGAGGUGUUUGAGGGAGUGGAGAAUGUGGUGGAUGUUGGAGGCGGCAACGGGACUGCUUUGGGAUUGUUGGUAAAGGCUUUUCCUUGGGUUAAAGGCAUAAACUUUGAUCUUCCUCAUGUUGUGUCUGUCGCAAAUAAGUAUGAUGGUGUUGAGAAUGUAGGAGGUGAUAUGUUCAAAAGUGUUCCAAAAGCUGACGCUGCUUUCACUAUGUGGGUGUUGCAUGAUUGGAACGACGAGUAUUGCAUCAGAAUCUUGGAGAAAUGCAAAGAAGCAAUUAGAGGUGAGGAGAAAUGUGGGAAGAUGAUAAUAGUUGACGCAGUGGUUGAGGAGAAGAAAGAUGAAGAAGUUGAGUUGGUGAGGUUGAUGUUGGACAUGGUGAUGGUGGCUCAUACUAACAAUGGUAAAGAAAGGACAUUGAAGGAAUGGGAGUAUGUCCUGACUGAAGCUGGAUUCAGCAGCUUCAAAGUGAAACAUAUAGAAGCUGUUCAGUCUGUGAUUGAAGCUUAUCCUUGAUAUAUUAGUUUAUACAAAUCUAUCCAAGUUGAGAUCCGUGCCUUUGAUUUUCUCGUCUUGUCUUGUAGGGGAUGCCGUUCCAACGUGAGGAGUGCAUAUUGCCUUUUUUGGAAUAAUUUCUGCUAUGUUUUAUAUUCUUCCUUAUUUGUACUUUGUUUUUCUAAAUCAAUCGUGGUUUG